AUGGAUAAGUUAGAAAUGAGUUUGGACGACAUAAUUAAACAGAUCGUCUCAAACCUGGACUAUGGAGUAUCAAAUUCAGACAUGCAGAAACUCUUCUCAGAAUCUGGUCCUCUACACAGUGCAACGGUUAAUUAUGACAAGUCUGGUCGCUCCAUGGGUUCAGCGUACGUCGUAUUUCACCGAAAAAAAGCAGAUGCAGUCAAAGCUAUGAAACAGUACAACAGCGUUCCUUUAGAUGGUCGACCCAUGCAGAUUGAAAUAACCACGUCUGAUGUUGCCGUUAUGAAGGAGCAAGCCAACCGAGUCAGAGAAGGCUUCGCCCGCAGGCCUAGUGCUAGACGUUUUGGCCGCAAAGAUGGUGGACGAGGUUUCAAAAGAGGUGGUCAUGGCGACGAAAGAGGUGAUGGACGAGGAACGAAAAAUAAAAUCCCAACUGCAGCAGAGUUAGAUGCGGAAUUAGAUGCGUACAUCAGCGAAAGAAAGUAA
Homalodisca vitripennis (glassy-winged sharpshooter) is the source of this 486-nucleotide messenger RNA. Its product is annotated as THO complex subunit 4-like. The record is from RefSeq and is a predicted model, not a curated record. Gene Ontology annotation, biological process: mRNA export from nucleus. Lineage: Eukaryota; Metazoa; Arthropoda; Insecta; Hemiptera; Cicadellidae. Bases 1 to 486 code for a protein of 161 amino acids. Gene Ontology annotation, molecular function: mRNA binding. The transcript has 5 exons. Gene Ontology annotation, cellular component: nucleus.